GCCCGGGCGGCCAGUCCGCGCCGAGUCCUCGAGCGACCGCCGGACACGAUGGCGGCCGAGCGGCGCGGGAAGGCUGAAACGCUGGCCCUGCGGCGGCAGCUGCUCAGCGCCUCUUGCAGGCUCUUUUUCCCCGAGGAUCCCAUUAAGAUGGUCCGCGGCCAAGGGCAGUACAUGUACGACGAUCAGGGUGCCCAGUACCUGGACUGUAUCAACAAUGUCGCGCACGUGGGGCACUGCCACCCUCUGGUGGUCCGAGCAGCGCAUGAGCAGAACCAGGCGCUGAACACCAACAGCCGCUACCUGCACGACAGCAUCGUGGACUAUGCGCAGCGCUUGUCCCACACGCUGCCCGAACAGCUCUGUGUCUUCUACUUCCUCAACUCGGGGUCAGAGGCCAAUGAUUUGGCCUUGCGUCUGGCACGCUGCUACACAGGACACUGGGAUGUGGUGGUGUUGGACCACGCCUAUCACGGGCACCUGAGCUCCCUGAUUGACAUCAGCCCCUACAAGUUCCGGGACCUGGAUGGACAGAAAGACUGGGUCCACGUGGCGCCUCUCCCCGACACCUACCGGGGCCUUUUCCGAGAGGACCACCCUGACCCCGCGGGGGCCUACGCUGGCGAGGUGCAGCGCGUGAUCCGCGGCGCGCAGGAGCGGGGCAGGAAGAUCGCUGCCUUCUUCGCGGAGUCGCUGCCCAGCGUGGGCGGCCAGAUCGUGCCCCCGGCCGGCUACUUUCAGGAAGUGGCCAAGCACGUCCGCGAGGCCGGAGGCCUCUUUGUCGCCGACGAAAUCCAGGUGGGCUUUGGGCGCGUGGGUCAGCGCUUCUGGGCCUUCCAGCUGCAGGGGGACGACUUCAUCCCAGACAUUGUCACCAUGGGCAAGCCUAUCGGCAAUGGCCACCCAGUCGCCUGUGUUGCCACCACCCGGGCUGUGGCCAGAGCGUUCGAGGCCACCGGCGUUGAGUACUUUAACACGUUCGGGGGCAGCCCCGUGUCCUGCGCCGUGGGGCUGGCUGUGUUGGACGUAAUGGAGAAGGAACAGCUGCAGGCUCACGCAGCCUGUGUGGGCAGCUUCCUCAUGGAGCUCCUGGCCCAGCUAAAGGCCAAGCACCCCAUCAUCGGGGACGUCAGGGGUGUGGGGCUCUUCGUGGGAGUGGAUCUGAUCAAAGAUGAGGCCACAAGGACGCCGGCCUCCGAGGAGGCUGCCCACCUGGUAUCCAGGCUGCGGGAGCAGCACAUCCUGCUGAGCAGCGAUGGCCCCGGGAGGAACGUGCUCAAGUUCAAGCCACCCAUGUGCUUUAGCAUGGACAAUGCCCGCCAUGUGGUGGCCACACUGGACACCAUCCUGACAGACAUGGAGGCCAAGGUGAGGAGCUGUGAGACGCUGCGGCGGCCCUGCACCAGCCCUGCCAGCUGAGAUUCCACCCCAGCUGUUGGACCCAUCCAGGAUCUCGCCCACUGGCUGCUACGCCCUGCCAGGUCACAUGCUCCACGGCCACCCCAGAUCCAGGUGCCCAGGAGUCCUGCCCCAUGGUCCACAGACGACCUGAGACGCCACCUACCUAGGACAUGCCCAGGACCUGCAAUGCCAACCCCUCGGUCUCAGUUGCACCAUGGAGAACAACGCUCCAGCCUGCCCACACCAGCACAGCCUUCCCAGAAAGCAGUUGGCAUUUCUAGAAC
This is a messenger RNA of Sorex fumeus (smoky shrew), 1682 nucleotides long. It is a transcript of the gene PHYKPL, whose product is annotated as 5-phosphohydroxy-L-lysine phospho-lyase. Bases 49 to 1416 code for a protein of 455 amino acids. The record is from RefSeq and is a predicted model, not a curated record. NCBI's taxonomy places the organism in Eukaryota, Metazoa, Chordata, Mammalia, Eulipotyphla, Soricidae. The transcript is spliced from 13 exons. Gene Ontology annotation, molecular function: transaminase activity; pyridoxal phosphate binding. Gene Ontology annotation, cellular component: mitochondrion.